This is a messenger RNA of Mytilus californianus (California mussel), 1047 nucleotides long. RefSeq names its product carboxylic ester hydrolase LipN-like. Lineage: Eukaryota; Metazoa; Mollusca; Bivalvia; Mytilida; Mytilidae. Bases 1 to 846 code for a protein of 281 amino acids. The record is from RefSeq and is a predicted model, not a curated record. Gene Ontology annotation, molecular function: hydrolase activity. The transcript is spliced from 8 exons.
AUGUUAAAGUACACUGAGCAUGGAAAUGUGAUAGUGCAAGAGGGUCAUGGUGUCCUAUGGACACAUAUUCUUGUUAUCAAAUUUACUUUCACAACAGAUGGUAUACCAGUGACUAUCUACAAGCCAGCUUCCUGUAGAAAUGAUCCUUCUAUAUUUGUGUAUUUCCAUGGAGGAGGCAAUUGUGUUGGAUCCAGAGCUGGUGUUGAUACAGUUUGUAAAAUCUUUUCAAGAGAUGCUGGUUGUAUUGUCGUCAAUGUAGAAUAUCGACUGGCACCAGAAUUUAAAUUUCCAAGUAACCAUGAUGAUGUUUUGUGUGUUUUUCAAUGGGUCAAAGGUCAUAAGGAAGAAUUAGGUGGAUCAUCCAGAAGUACAAUUGGAGCAGGUGGGGAUAGUGCUGGAGGUCGAUUGGCGGCUGUUGUAUGCCAUGAAGAACAAGGUAUAGAUUAUCAGAUUUUGGUGUAUCCUAGUGUUGAUAGUACACACUCGUCUCCAGCACAUCAAGAGUUUAUCAGAGGACCAGCACUUACUAAACAAUUGAUAGACUGGUUUAUUGGCAAUUAUUUUUCAAAUGAAUCUGACAAGGCAAGUUUGAGAGGUUCACCAUUACGGAAUGAUACCAAGAGUUUUUCUAAGUUACCACCAGCUUUAGUUAUUGUGGCUGAUAUUGAUCCACUCAGAGAUAAUGCCAUAUUGUACCAUGAGAAGAUGAAAUCAUCUGGAACCAGCAGUGAACUGUUACUUGUCCAAGGUGUUGUCCAUGCUUUCUUUACUAUGCCAGGCCAUUUUAAAGAAUGUUGUAAGAAACCAAUAGAAAGAUGUACGCAGUUCAUUAAAGAGCAUUCCUAAUGGUUUAGUGUGGAUAUUAAAGUGUAAAAUAUAACAUUGAAUCGUAAAGGUUCACUAACAUUUUGUAAAAAGUGCAUAAUUGCAAAUUUCAAUAUAUAUCAUAUGUUUUAGGUGAUUUUACUAGCUCAUUAUAUUCGUUCAUAAUUAGUUCAUGUUAUCUAUUCUUGAUAAAUAAAAAUAUAUAUACCAGUAUAUAAAUGU